Messenger RNA from Cordyceps fumosorosea ARSEF 2679, 1896 nucleotides. Its product is annotated as Peptidase S8/S53, subtilisin/kexin/sedolisin. Bases 1 to 1896 code for a protein of 631 amino acids. The record is from RefSeq and is a predicted model, not a curated record. The transcript has 5 exons. NCBI's taxonomy places the organism in Eukaryota, Fungi, Ascomycota, Sordariomycetes, Hypocreales, Cordycipitaceae. Gene Ontology annotation, molecular function: tripeptidyl-peptidase activity; serine-type endopeptidase activity. Gene Ontology annotation, biological process: proteolysis.
AUGAAGUUGAGCUCGGUGUAUAUGCUGGGUCUGGCGGCCUCGGCGACGGCGAUGCCCUCGGCCCAGCCGCGCUACGUUGUCCACGAGAAACGCGAUGGUGCUGCGAAGAGCAAAUUCGUUAGACGCGAUGCCGUGCCGUCUAAUGGCAGCAUUCAGGUUCGAAUGGCGCUGAAACAGCGUAACUUGGAAAACGGAAUGGAAUACCUCAUGGACGUCUCCGAUCCUGAUUCCCCAAACUAUGGCAAACAUUACACCGCCGAGCAGGUUGUCGACCUGUUCAAGCCGGCUGACGAGUCGGUGGCUGCCGUGAAGCGAUGGCUCGCCCAGUCGGGCAUCGCCCACGACUCCCUCGUCGUGCCCAAGAGCCAAGGAUCCGUCUACUUUUCCACCACGAUCGACAAGCUGGAGGACCUCCUCCAGACAAAGUACCACGUGUACCGCCACGCGAGGAGCGACGACGUGGAGCACAUUGGCACCGACGAGUACAGCCUGCCCCAUGACAUCUCCGACGUCGUCGACUUUGUCGUUCCCGGCACGGCGAUGCUACGAAAGCGCACCGAGGGUGGCGAGAAGAAAAUUUCCGCUCGUCGCAGGGCCGUGGAAAAGGCCACCGCCGCCGCGCCGCCCAGCUGGACGGACAAGCAAGGAAACCGCAAGAAGUGCUCCGAGGUGGUGACGCCCGAGUGCAUCCGCGCCAUGUACAACGUCCCGCGGGGCACCCUCGCGCAUCCGAGCAACAAGAUGGGCAUCUACGAGUCCGAAAACCAAAAGUACGCCCAAGCCGACCUGGACGACUUCUUCACGCUCGUGGCGCCCGAGAUCCCCAACGGCACGCACCCGGUCAUCAACAUCAUCGGGCACGACCGCGCCGAGGGCACGCGCGAGGAGGCCGGCGCCGAGUCGACGCUCGACUUCCAGAUGGCCUACCCGCUCAUCUGGCCGCAGCAGAUUGUCGACUUCCAGACCGAAUACGACGAGGCGCACCCCCAUAACUACUUUGACUUCUUUUUAGAUGCGAUUGAUGGGAGUUACUGCGAGUACGAGGGCGGCGACGACCCGGAGGUGGACGGCGUGCCGUCGGUGCGCCAGUGCGGCGUGUUUGAGAGGACGAACGUGAUUAGCAUCUCGUAUGGCUUCCCGGAGAAGGACUAUCCUCUCAAGUACCAAAAGCGCCAAUGUGACGAGUUCAUGAAGCUGGGCCUGCAGGGCACCUCGCUGUUCCUGGCCAGCGGCGACCGCGGCGUCGCGGAGGAGGGGUGUCUGGGCGAGAAUGGAGACGUCUUCACGGCGGACCAGGCGUCGUCCUGCCCGUACAUGACCUCGGUCGGGUCCACGUCGAUUAUCCCCGGCGGUGAGGCGGGCGACGAGGAGAUGGUGACCAAGUGGUUCCCUCCCGGCGGCGGCUUCUCCAACAUCUUUCCCCGGCCCGAGUACCAGAAGCACGCCGUCAACCGGUACUUUGAAUCGCACGACCCCGGCUACGCCAACUACAGUACCACCGACCUCAAGAUCCCGUACGAGACCGGCGGCCUGUACAACGGCGCCGGCCGCGGCUACCCGGACAUCGCGGCCGCCGGCGACUUUGGCCUUGUGGUCUACCAGGGCAAGUUCCGGUACGAGGGCGGCACGUCGAUGAGCGCGCCGAUCGUAGGCGCCCUGGUCAACCUGAUCAACGAGGAGCGCAUCAAGGCUGGCAAGGGCCCGGUCGGCUUCGUCAACCCGACGCUGUACAAGCACGAGGAGAUGUUCCACGACGUGGUCAAGGGCGGCAUGUACACGGGGGGUGGCGUUUGUAACGGCAAGGGGUUCAACGCGACGCGCGGCUGGGACCCGACGACGGGCAUGGGGACGCCGCGGUUCGACAAGAUGAUGGAGGUUUUCAUGAGCCUCGCGUAG